CGGGACGGGACCGGCGAGGCCGCCCAGGUGCGAAGGCGGCCAGCGGGUUCCCACCGUCCCACCGCCGCUCGGAGCCCCGGGAGAGCCUGCCUUUCUGCCUUUCUGCCUUUCCGCCUUUCCGCCUGCCUGCCAUCACCAUGGAUCCAGCGCCCAGCCGGCCGGGGCGCCCCGCGCUGCCCUCCUUGCCCCGGCUGCUGCUGCUGCUGCUCCUCCCGGCCGCCCUGCUCCGCGACGCCUCCUCCCAGCCCGCAGCUGACCACCCACUGAAGCCAAGAAAUGUGAAACUGCUGCCCACUAAGAGGGGCAUAAAAGUCACGUGGAAACCACCCCAGGAUUCAACCACUAGACCCGUGGAGCAUUACAACAUUGCCUAUGGGAAGUCCCUGAAAAGCCUUAGCUACAUCAAGGUGAAUUCGGAUACACAUUCCUUCCUUAUUGAGGAUGUAGAGCCUGGGGUAGUGUAUUUUGUGCUGGUUACUGCAGAGAACUACAGUGGAGUGAGUCGUCCGGUUUACAGAGCUGAAAGUCUUGCUGGAGGUGAAUGGAUCAAGAGUGAUGGUUUGGCCAUUAAGGGUCCAGGACCAUUUAAUGGAACCAUUUCAGAAAAAGACGUGCCAAACAAACCUUUGAGAGUUCGCGUCCGAUCUUCUGAUGACAAACUCUCCGUUCAAUGGAAAGCACCACGUUCAUCAGGCAUUAAGAGUCCGCGGAGAUCUCAAGGUUUUCUCCUGGGCUAUGGUGAAAGCGGUAGGAAGAUGAAUUAUGUUCCACUGGCAAAAGAUGAGCGAACGCAUGAAAUUAAAAAACUAGCUUCUGAGUCAGUGUACGUGGUUUCGCUCCAGUCAAUGAAUUCCCGAGGGCAGAGUCAGCCAGUGUACAGGGCUGCUUUAACCAAGAGAAAAAUUGCAGAAGAGGAUGAUCUGGAUGAACCUAAAGACAUAAGUGUUCGAGUCAUGUCAUCUCAAUCUGUGCUUGUGGCAUGGAUGGAUCCUAUUUAUGAAAAACAGAAGAAGACUGUUGCAUCUAGGCAGUACACUGUGCGCUAUCGAGAAAAAGGGGAAUCGGCCAGGUGGGAUUAUAAACAAAUUUCCACCCGACGAGCCUUGGUGGACGACCUGAUUCCAGAUACAAUGUAUGAAUUUGCAGUCCGCAUUUCACAAGGUGAAAGAGAUGGCAAAUGGAGUCCAUCUGUCUUUCAAAGGACCCCAGAAUCCGCACCGACCACCGCACCUGAAAACUUGGAUGUCUGGCCCAUGAAAGGCAAACAAGGAUCUGUCACUGCAACCUGGGACCCACUUCCAGAAACAGAGGGAAAAGUCAAAGAAUACAUUCUUUCAUACGCCCCGGCUCUCAAACCGUUCGGAGCAAAGUCCCUUACCUAUCCUGGAGUGGCUACUUCUGCCGUAGUUGAUGGUCUGCAGCCUGGGGAACGCUAUCUUUUCAAAAUACGGGCAGCAAACAGGAGAGGACAGGGCCCUCAGUCUAAAGCCUUCAUUGUCACUUUGCCAACAACCAGGACCAGCGUACCCACUGUUUCUCAGAAAGCUACCAAAGAAGAUAAUUUGAAACCAGACAAAUCAGAACCUUUACCCUCUUCUCAAAAAAUCCCACACCCACCUUCCUCUAAACCCACUCAUUCAUCCCUUUCUUCCCAUGUUAGGGAUGCAAAGAGUCUCAUUCCCGAGUCAAAGAAUAAGUUUGGAGCCGCAAGUAAAAGUGACUUAUCAACCCAAAGCCCAGCAGAGUCAGAAUUGGAUCUCCAGUCCACCAGACUCACAGAUGAUGACCUGGUUUCCAAUUCAGGCUCCCUAGCAUCUUCCCCUAAGCCCCAUGAUAAUAGGAGAAAUGCUAGGCCUCCAUCAUCGAGUCGAUCUUUUCACUCAGUCCUAGGCCCCGGAAGAACCCCAGUUAGAGCUCGCAUCCCAGUAAGCGCCCCCAAGGCAGAAACAGACACCCCCCAGUCAUCUUCAUCCUCUAACCCCAGGUACACCGAUAACGAAACGAGGCAGCCGAGUUCCCCUCGUACUGCUUCGGAGAAGGCACCUUCUGAAAAUGUGAAGAAGGAUCCAGAAUCUGAGCAGUCUCGUUUAGCCGGAUCGGCUGAUCCACAAUCUACCGCACGUGCUUCUCAAGCCAGAAGCCGCGAAGGUGGGAAUGGGAAACUGCAUCUCCCGGCUCGGACAAAUUCUCAGGCCAGAUCCCCAGGACUUUUUAAAGUGAGCUCCAGCCCCCACAAAACACCUCAUGCACAACCUGAUCCAGCCGAGUCAUCCCCUCCGAGCAUCCCCUCAGCGGCCCGCGAGGAACACGACAGUGAAGAAAGAGAGGAUUGGGAUGAAAAGCCAAGUUCCUCUUCCCCAGCACCCAGACUUUCUUCCCCUGGAGGGGCAUCCCGACUUCUCUCCCCCAAGCUUCACCCUGGUUCUCCCCAUUCCCGUUGGCUGAAAAACGGGCAGGGCGUGAGCAGAGCUAACUAUGCUGGGCUGUCCCAGUCCUCUGCCCAUUCUCCGACCAAUCCCGUCCACUCACACAUCUCCUCUGGUAGGAGGACCGGAGGGGCUGAGAGGGGAGAUGGUGAGGGCGAAGAUGAGAAUGGAGAAAUUAGGGGGAAACAGACAGCUCCUUCCUCCCCUGCCUCUCGUCCUCGCUUGCCGGCUGGCCGCUUUAGUUUCCCUAGACACAGGCCAUUUGCAGCUAGCAAUAGGUACCCCAACAGGAUUCACUCUAAUUCUCGCCUAAGUUCCGUGCACCGAUCUACUCCAACCAUUGAGAGAGGUGAUGAGGAUGAGGAAGAGCCCCUCCUUUCCACUGCUGACAGCGACCAUACGCCUUCCUCCCCUAAGCAGCAUUCAUCACUGGGCUUGGACCACGCAAGAAGGAUUCCCCAGAGAGUGUCGAAUGCUCACCGAACAGUGACCCCCUCUGAGAAUGGGUCCAAUGUUCCUAAAAGGGUGUUAAGUAGCCAGGACCCAAGAUCAAAAUCUACUGCGGCCGCUUCGGAAAAGCAGUCUUCCUACCCCGUCUCAACUUCCAAGCAGCAGUUUUCCAACCCUAACACUAAGGAAGAACAACAUCCAAUCUCCAAAUCCAGGCAAAUGCUCCCUUUAUCUGAGCGCUCUCGCCCCUCUUCCCAAGAAAGUAUGUUUUCUAAUGCCAACUCUCCUAAUAAAAUGAAAAUGGAGCAGCCAUCUCCAGGGAAACCUAGGGGUCACCUCCCGGAAGGAGGUGCUCUCGAAACCGAGGAAGAAUCAGAAAAUAUAAAUGGCGACAACCAGGACUAUAGCUCUGAAAUAGAUGACCGGGAUGGAAGGGGAAAUGCCCAUCUUGAAGAUCCCUCUACUUCUCGGUUGCCUUCUACUUUACCCCGGGGGAACCCUGACCGAUCUCUUUCCAAACCUGAGCGGGCCGGAGGUCAGGAUGGAAAUAAUAAUGAAAAGCAUAAAAGCAAAACUGACUCUGUGCCUUCCUCCAGAGGAUCCAGCCCAGCUCUGCCAGCCAACAAACCAAGCAACUCCAGGAUAGCACCUGCAAAAUCAAACCUGCCCAACCAUCAUUCCCGCUCCCGAGUUCCUAGCAGAACCGUAUCCCAAGGGGAGAGAAAGGAUGGCUCAUUUCAGUCCACCCCAUCUAAAAUGGAAGAUGCUUCCAAGAUUCCGCUGUUGUCCUUACCUAAGUCUCGACAGUCAGUCUCAAAUGAUGAUGAUGAUGAUGAUGCCGCCAACAAAGAUGAUUACCACGAUCAUGACAGCAGACGGAAAGAGGAAGAUCCUGACCCUUCUGCCUCAAAGUGGUCCCAUCCUUCUGUUUCUGGAGACAGUAAAUAUGCAGACGAAAAUGUCGGUAAGGAGAAGAUGAAGUCCAUUGCCUCCCGCCUUCCCCAUAGGGUAAAAUCUGAUAGAAAAGAAGACUCUAUUCCUUUAAAACGUCCUAUCCCUCCAGUGUUGGGCAGCUCUUCAAGAGCCGCCCAGAUUCCCCCCAAACCAAAUGCCCCUUCUAAAUCUCCUUCACCCACGCCCCAAUCUUCUGUUCCUCAGAGAUCCAUCAGCAGCACACCCUCCCAGGGGUCUCUCACUCACUCCACUCCUUCCCCAAUCACCCCUAUGCUCUCCUUACGUCAGAGGAUGAUGAACUCAAGAUUCCGAAAUCCACCUGCUCGACCCUUUGUGAGACCGCCUUACAGACCAGGUUAUAAUGGCAGACCAAAUCUAACCACCAAACCAAAUGGAGAUGGGAAAGUCUUUUCUGGAACUAAUGGAAAACCAAAUGGACAGAGAAUAAUCAAUAGUCCCCAAGGAACCAAGUGGGUGGUAGAUCUUGACCGGGGAUUAGUAUUAAAUGCCGAAGGGAGAUUCCUCCAAGAUUCACAUGGAAACCCACUUCGGGUUAAACUAGGUGGAGAUGGGCGAACCAUUGUUGACAUGGGAGGAACCCCAGUGGUCAGUCCUGAUGGACUUCCCUUGUUCGGACAGGGAAGGCACGGUAAACCCCUAGCCAGCGCACAAGAUCGGCCUGUGCUAAGUCUUGGAGGCAAGCCCUUGAUGGGUCUGGAAGUGAUAAAAACAACCAAACCUCCUCGAGCUACAUCCAAGACUCCUCGAACUACAACCAAACCUCUUCAAACUACAUCCAGACCACCUCGAACUACAUCAACAACUCCUCCCACCACCACCACCACCACGACUACGACCACCACUACCCAUGAGCCAACCACACCAAUGCCCACCUGCCCCUCUGGCACCUAUGCCCAGUAUGAUGAUGAUGGCAAAGUAGUAAUGGACCAGGAUGGCAAGCCCGAAUGCUACUCUGAAGAUUCAACGGACAACUUCUCGGGGUUGGACACAGAUAAGGCAGAAGGCACCGAAGAAGACUACGUAGUUUAUGAUGAAGAUUAUGGGUUUGAGAGGACAUCGCUCUCAAUGACCACCAAACCUUCAACGACCACCAAGCCUUCAACCACCACCAAGCCUUCAACCACCACCAAGCCUUCAACAACCACCAAGCCUUCAACAACCACCAGGUCUUCAACAACCACCAGGUCUUCAACAACCACCAGGCCUUCAACAACCACCAAGCCUUCAACUAUUGCAGCCCUACUUAGAAUCGAGUCACCAGAGGGAUCAAUUAGCUCUUUUCCAGAGCAAGAAUUUGACCUGGCUGGAAAGAAAAGAUUUGUUGCUCCAUAUGUGACCUAUCUCAAUAAGGACCCAACUGCCCCCUGCUCUCUGAAUGAAGCGCUGGAACACUUCCAAGUGGAAAGCCUGGAUGAAAUCCUUCCCAAUGACCUGAGGAAGACGGGGCUGCCCCCUCAGGAAGCUCCUCGCAACAUCACGGUGGUGGCCGUGGAAGGCUGUCACUCUUUUGUCAUCGUGGACUGGGCCAAACCUACCCAGGAUGAUGUAGUCUCAGGUUACUUGGUUUACAGUGCAUCUUAUGAAGAUUUUAUCAGAAACAAGUGGUCAACCCAAACUUCAGGAGCAACCCAUUUGCCAAUUGAAAACCUGAAGCCAAAUACAAGGUAUUACUUUAAAGUGCAAGCAAAAAAUCCUUAUGGUUAUGGACCUGUCAGUUCUUCCGUCUUCUUCGUUACAGAAUCAGAUAAUCCAUUGCUCAUUGUUCGGCCACCUGGGGGUGAGCCCAUCUGGAUCCCAUUCACUUUUAAGCAUGAUCCCAGCUACACCGAGUGCAGCGGCAAGCAGUAUGUGAAGCGGACUUGGUACCGGAAGUUUGUCGGGGUUGUUCUCUGCAAUUCUCUGAGGUACAAAAUCUACCUCAGUGACACUCUGAAAGGUACAUUCUACAGCAUUGGAGACAGUUGGGGGAGAGGUGAAGAUCACUGCCAGUUUGUGGAUUCGCAUUUGGAUGGAAGAACGGGACCUCAGAACUAUAUAGAAACCCUGCCUACUAUUCAAGGUUACCACCGUCAGUAUCGUCAAGAACCCGUGGGAUUCGGACACAUCGGUUUCGGGACAUCGUAUUACUACGUAGGCUGGUAUGAAUGUGGUGUCCCCAUUCCUGGAAAAUGGUGACCAGGUGACUCUCAGCCUACAAGUCUACCACAGGGCCCAACCCAAUCAGAUCCUUGAAAUAAAUUUCACCCCAGGGGGGCUGGGAGCAGCUGGUUUGGGGAAAGGAAUCAAGUAAAACUUCAUCAGAGACCUUCCUAAUCACAGCUGCUCAAGAGAUCUUCAGCCAAAAUUCCCUACAUUUCUGUCAUCUUCAAUCUGAGCUGCUGUUUUAUUUGGUUGCUUUGGGAGCACCAACAGCAUUCAAGUUAGAUGUGCGGCUUUUCUUCCCUGGGUUCUCAAAAAUAAACGCACAGAAAUAAGCAGCUGCAAUGGAUCCAAUCUUGGCUCCAAGGAACUUUCUAACUCUAUUAGUCCCAAAAUGUGGAAGUCAUACAAAACAUGCAAGUUCCCUAUAUUUUGCAAGAACAACCUAAGCAUGCUCUAAUUGCUUCAAUGAACGCUAAUCAGUUUCCAUCAUUGUUGAUGGACUCCGCUGUACUUGGCAAAGACUCUUUUUUUAGGUUUCAUAUUUUUUUCUAUGCAACAUUGCUGAGCUACUAAAAACUACCACCAAAGGCAAAUGUAUUCUACUUAGGACUCGCCCGCCGCUGGAUCAAAUACACCAAAUCAUGUCAUGUAAAUUCACAUGUUUUAUAUGUAUAUGUCCGCAAGAACAUUAUUUAGAAUCGCUAAGGUUUAUCUCGUAUCUAGAUAAGUGUGUCGAAGGUUUUUCAGUACCAGGUGCUGUUUGCAGAUCUUUUUAUUUUUCUGUGGAACAUGUACUAUGCACAAUACACUAACUGUGGAAAGGA
Molecule: messenger RNA, 6817 nt
Organism: Ornithorhynchus anatinus (platypus)
Lineage: Eukaryota; Metazoa; Chordata; Mammalia; Monotremata; Ornithorhynchidae
Gene: FNDC1
Product: fibronectin type III domain containing 1
Exons: 23
Coding region: 138-6026 (1962 amino acids)
Molecular function (GO): protein binding
Source: RefSeq, a predicted model, not a curated record